AUGGGUAACUGCUGGAGCUACAGUAACCUCUGUAGUGGCCAUGGAAGCAGCACUUUGCUCCCUCAUACCAUCAUCAAUGAAUUUCCAGAGUACGGCACCGUAGAGCCAAGCGAAGAUGUGCUGAGGGCUUCAUUGCCACACCAGGCAGAGCCUGUGACACGCAGUCCAGAAAGACAGGACGGUCACCACCGGGUACCUGGCAGGCCCCUUCCUCAGCGUGCAGCUCCUGCAGACAAUUCGAGACCUGACGCGGGGGCAGCGCAGCUGCGCGCCCCAGAAGAAGGUUUGCAACCUGCGGGUAACCUGCCAGAGAUUAUGAAAAUCUCUCGACGGCUGGAAGCAACAAAGGUGCAAGAGAGAGCAAAUACUUCUCUUGAUUCAGAGACGCAAAUGGAAAAAAAGAGCGUUACUGGCAGCCAAAAUGUGCAGGCAGCCAGAGAACCGGUUCCAGCAGGCCAAGAAAAACCCUCAGACAUGCCUCUUCCAUCUGAACGAACAGCUGAGGAAAAAAUGCAUUUGAUUGUAGAGAAAGAUCUGGCUGCAAUAUGGACUGGGGAAAAGCAGUCCGAGUCCUUGCAAGCCAUCAGUAAUAAAGCCGAGGAGGUCCACGCAGUGCAGGAGACAAGCUGUCAUAGACCAUCUGUGCCAAACCUGGAAGCAGCCAGCAGAGUGGAGGGGUGGGCGCAUUUUGAGGAGUUUUCAGCGUACAGUCAAGGCAAAAUGCAAAUGGGUCCUGAGAGGAGGCUCUCUAAAGAGGCAGCUGUGAGCAAACAUGUAGAAUUUCAAGGGGUGGAGAUUUUAUGGCUGCAAAAAGCCGAGGAGCAGAGAAGAAAGAAGCACUCACUGCUGGAGACUGUUUCCGUGGAGAGAAAGGCGUUCCCCAAAACGUCCAGCCACCCUGUGCCACCGAUGGUCUCCCCAGGGUUGGUCUCCUCACCAGACAGCGCUUGGAGCGAGGUCUGUGAGGUCCCGAGGCUGGGACCCACUGCCUCUGGAGCAACUCCUCUGGCGCUGCUUGAUGAAAGUGAGGAGGAUGAGGUUUUUGUAAAGGACAAGAAGAAUCACGGCAAGGAGGAGGCGGCUGUGCUAGCGAGAGGCCAGGGCAGGAUGAUGGAGGAGGGUGAAGCAGCCACAGGAGGAUAUGAAGAUGUCUUUGGGCAGAGGCACUCCGACGUCUCCACUGAUCUGUACAGCUCGCAGUUCGAAAACAUCCUAGACAAUGCAUCUUUAUACUACAGCGCGGAGUCGCUGGAGACGUUGUACUCGGAGCCUGAUAGCUACUUCAGCUUUGAGAUGCCACUCACUCCCAUGAUCCAGCAGCGCAUGAAGGAGGGCGGCCAGUUUUUAGAUCGGACGUCAGCCUCGGGGCAGCCAGAUGUCCUGCAGCUUCCCCCUGACGGGGAGGUGAAGGGCUGCAGUGAAGGCAUUGCCAAUGGCUUAAGGGAUGUAAGCGAAACACUCUUCAGAGGAGACGUCACUGAAGUCCCUCGUUUGGAAAGGAAUGCUGAACUGCAGAACAUGGUGUUAGGCUCCAGUGCUGCCAUGGGGAGCAAUGAACUUCAGGAGAAAGAUGCCACUGGAGCCCUUGGCCAUGAUCUCAGCAAUGGUAGCAGCAGCAAUUUGGAAGCAGCCAGGCGCCUGGCUAAGCGCCUCUACCAUCUGGACAGAUUCAAACGCUCUGAUGUGGCAAAGCAUUUGGGUAAAAACAAUGAAUUCAGCAAGCUUGUGGCCGAAGAAUACCUUAAGUUUUUUGACUUCACAGGCAUGACGCUGGACUACUCACUCAGGAGUUUCUUUAAAGCCUUUUCACUUAUCGGAGAAACUCAGGAACGAGAGAGAGUUUUAAUCCACUUCUCCAGCAGAUACUACCAGUGCAACCCAAACACCAUUUCUUCUCAAGAUGGAGUUCACUGUCUCACGUGUGCCAUGAUGCUGCUGAAUACAGACCUGCAUGGCCAUAACAUUGGGAAAAAGAUGACCUGCCAAGAGUUCAUUGCUAACCUCCAGGGGAUGAACGAUGGCAAAGACUUCCCGAAAGGGCUGUUGAAGGCCCUCUACAAUUCAAUCAAGAAUGAGAAGCUGGAAUGGGCAGUGGAUGAAGAAGAGAAAAAAAAGUCUCACUCAGAUGGUACAGAUGAAAAGGAUAACGGGAGCCAGACAAAGGCUGUCAGUCGAAUUGGUAACUCAAAUAACCCAUUCCUGGACAUCCCUCAUGACCCCAAUGCUGCUGUGUAUAAAACUGGAUUUCUGGCUCGGAAAAUCCAUGCAGAUAUGGAUGGAAAGAAAACUCCCCGGGGAAAGCGAGGCUGGAAAACCUUUUAUGCUGUGCUGAAGGGAACAGUCCUGUACUUGCAGAAGGAUGAAUAUAAGCCAGAAAAGGCUUUGUCGGAAGAAGAUCUGAAGAAUGCAGUUAGUGUGCAUCAUGCGCUGGCAUCCAAGGCAACAGACUAUGAGAAGAAACCCAAUGUCCUCAAGCUUAAAACAGCAGAUUGGAGGGUCCUGCUUUUCCAAGCCCAGAGCCAAGAAGAAAUGCAGACCUGGAUCAACAAGAUUAACUGUGUGGCUGCCGUCUUCUCCGCACCGCCAUUUCCAGCAGCAAUUGGCUCUCAGAAGAAGUUCAGUCGCCCUCUCCUGCCAGCCACCACAACGAAGCUAUCUCAGGAUGAACAGCUGAAGUCCCAUGAAACUAAGCUGAAGCAGAUCUCCACUGAGCUUGCCGAACAUCGCUCCUAUCCUCCUGACAAGAAGCUCAAAGGCAAGGAAGUAGAUGAUUACAAACUGAAGGACCACUAUCUGGAGUUUGAGAAAAAUCGCUAUGAGAUUUAUGUUGGCCUCCUGAAAGAAGGGGUGAAGGAGCUGCUGAGUGGAGGAGAGAACGAUGCGCCAGGACUGAAGAAAUCCCAUUCGAGUCCCUCAUUGAAUCAGGAGUCUCCAGUUAGUGCCAAGGUGAAACGCAAUGUCUCGGAGAGGAAGGACUACAGGCCAGAAACACCCAGCAUUAAGCAGAAGGUCACUUAGGUUGGAAAUGACAACUAGGGGAACAGCCAUGCAGCAAAGUACCGGUGGUCAAAAUUUUUUCAUUUACUAACCUGUCAUUCACAAAAAAUAAGUGCAUCUGCCUGAAUGGGGUGUUAGUGACAUUUUCUAUUGUAUAUUUUGCUGUUUCUGUGCAGAUUGUGGGAGAUGUCUUUGCUCCUGCUUUGCUUUGCUUUGUUAAUUUAUCAUUUAGCAAUUGAAGCAUCGGGACUUUUUUGUGUUGUUCUGUUUCUAAAGGAGCUGGGGGAGGGGUAGAGCGCUGUGAUGUAUAUUCCGUCUCUUCCCCGUUUAUCUCCUCCCAUCGGCACGUGGCUUUCAUCUCUCAAGUCACUUGUCACUUUAUUUACGUGGUGGGUGGGAAAAGUAACUGGACAAAUGCUGCAGUGCUGUGAAUGCGAGCUGUAGCUGUGAGAAAAGCUGUGCAAACGGGCAGCUGCAGAAGGCUGGCUAGAGCCUAGGGUGCUGGGAACACUGGUUUCCUGACAACGCAGAGUGUGUUGGUACUGGUACUUAGCAGCGGGUGCUACAGUAAAUAGUCACUGUUGCUUAUCAU
Gymnogyps californianus (California condor) is the source of this 3589-nucleotide messenger RNA. RefSeq names its product pleckstrin and Sec7 domain containing 3 (gene PSD3). Bases 1 to 3018 code for a protein of 1005 amino acids. Gene Ontology annotation, biological process: regulation of ARF protein signal transduction. The transcript has 15 exons. Lineage: Eukaryota; Metazoa; Chordata; Aves; Accipitriformes; Cathartidae. The record is from RefSeq and is a predicted model, not a curated record. Gene Ontology annotation, molecular function: guanyl-nucleotide exchange factor activity; protein binding; phospholipid binding.